AUGAUUCCUGCCAAAGACCUGGCACCCGCCACCCCAUCUCACGGCAGGUUGAAGACACUCACCCUGGAUCCCGGGUUCCGAGGACUUGUCUGGUCUGCUGGUGGGAGCAGCACUGAUUUCUCUCUUCCUCCUCCUCCUUUUAGGGGACACCAGCUGGUCUUUGCACCUGAGCUUCCUGCAGAGCUGUCACUCGGGGGGCAGUGCGCCAGAGCCUGUGGCAGCCGGGCCCAUCUGGGAGCUCUGCAUUUAGCACACGCCCAGGCCUGGAGCCUGCUCUGUCACUUGGGGGUGACUGACCUCUCGAAUGAGUGGCCGCUGAUGGCAAACAGGCUCCACCUGACUUUCACAGUCAGCAAGAACCAGGAGCCCAAUACUUUCCUUCUUAUCUGUUGGCCUCAACUAACAAGAAAACAUCCAAACCCUCCUGCCAGCCCAGAGGAACAGGCUGGCCAGGACCCUCUGUCUGGAGCACCAUCAUUGCAGGGGGAUGUGUGGUAUGCCCACUCUGGGCCUCUAUUUCCUGGUGUUAUCAAUAUUUAA
Rangifer tarandus platyrhynchus (Svalbard reindeer) is the source of this 540-nucleotide messenger RNA. The record is from the annotation of a GenBank genome assembly. Lineage: Eukaryota; Metazoa; Chordata; Mammalia; Artiodactyla; Cervidae.